Mizuhopecten yessoensis (Yesso scallop) is the source of this 558-nucleotide messenger RNA. Its product is annotated as probable serine/threonine-protein kinase dyrk1. NCBI's taxonomy places the organism in Eukaryota, Metazoa, Mollusca, Bivalvia, Pectinida, Pectinidae. Bases 1 to 558 code for a protein of 185 amino acids. The record is from RefSeq and is a predicted model, not a curated record. The transcript has 2 exons.
AUGUUAAUAGUGUUACAAUGCCAAUUUGUCAGAAGAGAUACUCUAAACUUGUUCGUUAAUGUGUGUACUCUAAGUCCCUUGCUCAGUUUAGUGACUCAGAGUAACAAUACUAACCGAGUGACUCAGAGUAACAAUGCUAACCGAGUGACUCAGAGUAACAAUGCUAACAGAGUGACUCAGAGUAACAAUGGUAACAGAGUGACUCAGAGUAACAAUACUAACCGAGUGACUCAGAGUAACAAUACUAACCGAGUGACUCAGAGUAACAAUGCUAACCGAGUGACUCAGAGUAACAAUGCUAACCGAGUGACUCAGAGUAACAAUGCUAACCGAGUGACUCAGAGUAACAAUGCUAACCGAGUGACUCAAAGUAACAAUGCUAACCGAGUGACUCAGAGUAACAAUGCUAACCGAGUGACUCAGAGAAACAAUGCUAACCGAGUGACUCAGAGUAACAAUGCUAACCGAAUGACUCAGAGUAACAAUGCUAACCGAGUGACUCAGAGUAACAAUGCUAACCGAGUGACUCAGAUUUAUUCUAGGUCCCUUGGUCAGUAA